UCAUACAGUAUCAUAUUAUGAUACCACUAGCAUAUCUCUCAUCAUUAAUUAUAGUGCAACAUCAGAUUUUUACCAAGAUUGCAUGCAUGAUACUGCUUAUCAUACUAGCACUAUGGCUAGCCUUAUGCUGACAAGUGGCAUAUCAAGUACUGGAGCGUUGCAUGGUAAGGCUUGGACUUGGUCAAAGGGACUCCGAGGGACCUGGGCCUAUAAAUGUUGACCUCGGCACCCUGAGCUGAGCACUUGCACCAACAGCUAACAAACCAUCAUUGUUGAAAACCAAUAAUGGCAGCUUCUUUCAGCGAGGAGCUUUUGCAGGCACACGCCGAGCUUUGGAACCACACCUUCAGCUACCUCAAAUCCAUGGCGCUCGAGUGCGCCAUCAAGCUCGGGAUUCCCACUGCCAUCCACCGCUGCGGUGGUGCCGCCUCGCUGCCUGACCUGCUUGCUACCCUUCCAGUACCAGAGAACAAGAAAUCCUACCUACCUCGCCUCAUGACGUUCCUUGCCGUAUCAGGUAUCUUUACUGUUGAUUUUCCGACAACAGGGGAGUGUGCAAAUGGUGGCGCAGACGGUACCUACCGCCUCACUCCACUGUCUCGCCUCCUCGUGGACGAUGACACAGGCGCUGGUGCUGACCGUUGCACGAACUUCUCGCCGUUCGUGCUCUCCCAGACCAACAGGUAUCUUGUCACGGCGGCCUUGCACCUCUCCGAGUGGUUCGAGAGCGAUGAAGGCUCAGCCUCCGCUGGGACGCCGUUCAAGAUGGCGCAUGGCACAGACCUGUGGACAAUCAUGUCCCGUGACCCGACAAUAAAUCAGGUCUUCAACGCCGGCAUGGCAUCCGACACCCAGUUCACAAUGAAUUUCGUCGUCAACAACUGCAGCGAGGUGUUCGACGGGUUAACCUCACUUGUCGACGUCGGCGGCGGGAAUGGCACAUCGGCGAGGGCGAUCGCCAAGGCCUUCCCACACAUCAAAUGCUCAGUUCUGGAUCUUCCCAUCGUGAUCAAUUCCACCCCAGCUGACGGUGUGGUCAAGUACAUCGCAGGUGACAUGAUGAGUCUAAUCCCAAUGGCUGAUGCUGUGUUCCUCAAGCAUGUGCUGCAUGAUUGGAAUGACGAGGUCUGCGUGAAAAUCCUGACGGAGUGCAGGAAGGCAAUCCCCAAGUCCGGGGGGAAAGUUAUCAUCAUGGACGUCGUCGUCGGGUCUCCUUCUGAAGCCAAUUACGAAGGCCAGGUCAUGUCCGAUCUGCUGAUGAUGGUAAUCACAUCAGGCAAGGAGCGUGACGAGCAUGAGUGGCGCAAGAUAUUCAUGGACGCUGGGUUCAGUCACUACAAGACGAGGUCCAUUGUAGGGUGUUUGUCCAUCACCGAGCUGUACCCUUAAUUAGCCAUGCAUGACUACAACAAAUAUUUGUUGGUCCUGGAAAGUCUGUUGUGCUGGUGUAGGGCCUAAAGUAUCUUUAUCUGGUAGUGGUAGGAGUUUGUCUGUACCCCUCAAAUGGCUUCAUCUGUUGCCUAACUGGGUGGAAAUUAAUAAAUCAGAUAUUUUUAGUGGUUGA
Molecule: messenger RNA, 1564 nt
Organism: Lolium perenne
Lineage: Eukaryota; Viridiplantae; Streptophyta; Magnoliopsida; Poales; Poaceae
Product: flavonoid O-methyltransferase-like protein Os11g0303600
Molecular function (GO): protein dimerization activity; O-methyltransferase activity
Source: RefSeq, a predicted model, not a curated record